CGACUUUGGCCUUGAUGACUAUUGACACUCAGAGUAUAGAGUAUAAAGAGCCCGGGUGAAGACGCUAAGAUCAGUAGAAAUCCAUCCGACAUCCUCACUCGAACCCCACCAUGUCCUCUCCUACCGCAACGUAUGUUCAGCUGGGAAGAAGUGGGUUGCGCAUCUCAGUUCCCAUCCUCGGCGCUAUGAGCUACGGCAAUCCCAACUGGGGGGCAACAGACGAAUCGACUAAGUGGGUUCUUGGGGACGAACAAGCGCUCCCAAUCCUGAAAGCCGCUUGGGACCGCGGUGUCAACACCAUAGACACUGCUAACAUGUACUCGAACGGUGAUUCCGAGCGCGUCGUGGCCAAAUUCAUCGAGAAGUACCAGAUCCCUCGCGAAGAGAUCAUCAUAGCCACCAAAUGCUGGGGCCUCGUAGGGAAAGGUCCCGACCACGAUGUCAUGACUUGGGCUCAGUUCCCGACGAUCAACGAGCGCAAGGAGUACAUCAACCAGUCUGGCCUUUCGCGCGCGGCUAUCUUUCACGCCGUGGAGGGCUCGCUGGCACGGCUCAACACGUCCUACAUCGACCUCCUUCAGAUCCAUCGUUUCGACUUCAACACGCCGCCCGAGGAGACAAUGAAGGCCCUGCACGACCUCGUCGAGUCGGGCAAGGUUCGUUACAUCGGCGCGAGCUCGAUGCGCGCCUGGCAGUUUGCUCUCCUUAAUGAAGUUGCGGAGAAGCACAACUGGACCAAGUUCGUCAGUAUGCAGAACGAGUAUUCACUGCUCUACCGCGAGGAGGAGCGCGAGAUGCUGGCAUACUGCAAGUACCAUGGCAUCGGCGUGAUUCCAUGGUCACCGCUUGCAGGCGGCUUGCUCGCGCGUCCUCGCGAUUCGGACUCGGCCAAUACCCCACGCGCAAAGCUCUUUUCCUCCCUGGGGCUUAGCAAGGCGGACGAGGUCGAUGCAGAGAUCAUCAAACGCGUCGAAGAAGUCGCCAAGAAGCGCGGCUGGACCAUGUCGCAGGUCGCCCUUGCCUGGGCACAGCGCGCUGUCACCAGUCCGAUUGUUGGCUUCAACUCGGUGAAGCGCGUUGAUCAGGCUAUCGUCGAUGGAGAGCUCACGGACGAAGAGGCCAAGUACCUGGAGGAACCAUACCAGCCGAAGCCCGUCCGCGGACACGCGUGAACGCUGACUGCCGUCCAUGCGUCUUUCCAUUGUAAGGCUACGUUUUACCCUUGCCUGGCAUUCGGACGAUCCCAC
Messenger RNA from Schizophyllum commune H4-8, 1247 nucleotides. Its product is annotated as Aldo/keto reductase. Bases 111 to 1172 code for a protein of 353 amino acids. NCBI's taxonomy places the organism in Eukaryota, Fungi, Basidiomycota, Agaricomycetes, Agaricales, Schizophyllaceae. The transcript is spliced from 8 exons. The record is from RefSeq and is a predicted model, not a curated record.